Gossypium raimondii (Peruvian cotton) is the source of this 1739-nucleotide messenger RNA. RefSeq lists its product as uncharacterized. NCBI's taxonomy places the organism in Eukaryota, Viridiplantae, Streptophyta, Magnoliopsida, Malvales, Malvaceae. Gene Ontology annotation, cellular component: cytoplasm. The coding region runs from base 173 to 1411 and encodes 412 amino acids. Gene Ontology annotation, biological process: biosynthetic process. The transcript is spliced from 15 exons. The record is from RefSeq and is a predicted model, not a curated record.
CAGUAGUGAAUUGAAACGGUGACAGACAACAUCGUAUUUGGUCUGAGCAAAGUGUGAGUCAAAUCUAACUCAACAACCAAAUAAAAAAACCAAUAACUCCUUUCACUGUCCAAACUAAAACCCCAGAAUUCAACUGAAAUCCGAUCUCUCACUUCCCUAAGGGUUUUCAGACAUGGAGAAAGUGGUUGCUGUGAUCAUGGUUGGUGGACCCACCAAAGGGACUAGAUUUAGACCUCUUUCAUUCAAUACUCCCAAACCCUUAUUCCCUUUAGCAGGUCAGCCGAUGGUUCAUCACCCAAUUUCUGCUUGUAAACGGAUACCGAAUUUGGCUCAAAUUUUUCUAAUUGGAUUUUACGAGGAAAAAGAGUUCACAUUAUAUGUCUCUUCGAUCUCGAACGAGCUGAAAAUACCAGUGAGAUACUUGAAAGAGGAUAAACCCCAUGGUUCAGCUGGUGGCCUCUAUUACUUCAGAAAUAUUAUAAUGGAAGACAAUCCGUCACAUAUCUUCCUGCUAAACUGUGAUGUUUGUUGCAGUUUUCCGUUGACAGACAUGCUCGAGGCUCACAAAAGAUACAGUGGGAUGGGAACUGUGUUAGUAAUCAAGGUAUCUGCUGAGUCCGCUAAUCAGUUUGGUGAGUUGGUUGCUGACCCGAUCACAAAAGAGCUAUUGCACUACACCGAGAAGCCCGAGACUUUUGUAAGCGAUUUAAUUAACUGUGGAGUUUACGUCUUUACUCCUGAUAUCUUUACUGCCAUUCAAGAAGUCUCCACACACCGAGAAGACCAAGCUAAUUUACGCCAUUUGUCAAGCUUUGAAACGCUGCAGUCUCCAACAAGUAGGGCUCUUCCCCAAGAUUUUGUUAGAUUGGAUCAAGAUAUCUUGUCCCCUUUUGCUGGAAAGAAGCAAUUAUAUACGUACGAAACUAUGGAUUUCUGGGAACAGAUCAAGACUCCAGGGAUGUCUUUAAAAUGUUCUGGUCUUUAUCUUGCUCAAUUCCGGUAUACCUCCCCUGAUCUAUUAGCUGGUGGAGAUGGAACUAAAAGUGCUUCGAUUCUUGGUGAUGUCUAUGUGCAUCCCUCGGCCAAAGUACACCCGACCGCAAAGAUCGGUCCCAAUGUCUCUAUUUCGGCAAAUGUUCGUAUAGGAGCUGGGGUGAGACUUAUAGGUUGCAUCAUCUUGGAUGAUGUUGAAGUUCAGGAAAACGCGGUUGUUAUUAAUUCUAUUGUUGGAUGGAAGUCGUCUAUAGGAAAGUGGUCUCGUGUCCAGGCUGAUGGAGACUACAACGCAAAGCUCGGAAUUACUAUCCUUGGAGAGGCUGUAAUAGUAGAAGAUGAAGUUGUUGUGAUCAGUAGUAUUGUUCUUCCGAAUAAGACCCUUAAUGUGAGCGUGCAAGACGAGAUCAUUUUAUGACAAUUGAAAUGCCACUCCACAAGUCCUGAUUUUCGGCCUUGGAAAAAGAAAAAAGACCGGCAAGAAUAUUGGAAAUGGUAAGAGCAUAAUCAAGAUCAAAGUACAGCGGGGGAAUAGUUUUACCACGAAAGCCUUGUGAUGUAAGAUAUUAGUUUCGAAGUUUUCAAAUCCAGAAUGCAAAAACUAGAAUUCUUUUAUUGCUUUUCGUUUGGUCCCCUUUUUCUUUUUUGUUUUUUUGCAAUAUGUAGUUUUGUUCUUGAUUGAAAUACGAAUGAGAAUUACAAAAAUUUUACUUCUUUGAAUGCCAUUUUAUGAUUUAUUAGUUGAA